UUAAGGGAAGGAGAAGAACCCUAAUUGUACCUCAACCCUCACGGUUUUUUUGGUCCGGCAUUUGCGGGUUAGACAUUUUGAGAGUGAGGGGUAAUGGUAAGGGAUAAGGGAUCCCCACCCUCAAAGUGUCUCUUGUGGGAAUUGAACUCGAAGGUUGGAAGGUACAAUCCUUACCACUAGACUAAGCUUAAUUUGAUACAGUACCUUUUUUUUUUUUAGGGAAGCUUGUUACAGUGCAUAAUGUAUGUUACUCUAUAUUUUUUUUUUUUUUUUGAAUACAUGUAUGUUACUCUAUUAUUUUCCAAUAUAUGGUGUAUAAAAUACCGUAAUUUCUUCAAAAAAAAAUAAAAAAUGCCGUAUUUUUUUGUCUUACAACAAAAUACCAUAAAUUGUACUCCGUACUGUAACAUGGGAAAGACGUAAACAAGCCCUAAAAAGUAACCACGUCGCAGAAACCAUCAUCAACUUCCUCACCAUGCCAGAAUCCAAUUUCACAAUAAAAUCACAACCCUUAAUCAACAAAACGGCUCUUAGACUUUCUUCGAAUCCAACGGCUAAAAUUGCACCGAUCAUUCAUCUAUUCUUCUUUGGCCCUAAAUCAAGGUCCCAAUCACAAAAUCAGAACGUUACAAUUACCAAAUCUCUUUUGAUUAAACAAACAAUCUUUCUCCCCAACACACCAUUACCCAAAAAAAAAAAAAAAAAAACUCUACUUUCUCUCUCUUCGUCAAAAUUCGACCGUUUGAAAGGGAAAAAAAAAUCACAUUUUUACAAACCCAGAAAAAACAGAGCAAAUUUACUCAAACAUUAGAUUGAUCAAUGGCUGAAACAUUAACCCUUGAUCCAAAAACCCUACUUCUUUCUCAUUAUUCUGAUCCAAGCAAUAAUACCCUUCAAUUAAUCACUGAUCCUUACUUCAUGGAACGAGGGCCAAGAUACAACGCUUAUGCUCAACUCAGAGAAUCAAAUCUCCGAUCAAAAAGACUCAAAUUUGAGGAAGAUCAGCAGUUUUUAGAAAUACCCAGAUCAGAUUCUUCACCAGAAAAGAAAAAUGAAGUCAGGUUUCAGGGGAAUUUACUGGGUAAUUGUACAAAAAUUGAGGAAGAUGAACAAUUUCUGGAAAUACCCAGGUCAGAAUUCUCACCAGCGAAGAAAAAGAAUGUCAGAUUUCAGGGGAAUUUACUGGGUAACUGUAAAAAAAUUGAGGAAGAUGAACAAUUUCUGGAGAUGAUACCCAGGUCAGAAUUUUCACCAGCGAAGAAAAAUGCAAGAUUUCAGGGGAAUUUACUGGUAAAAGUAAGAAAAUUAAGGAAGAAGAACAAGAAUGUAAGGUUUCAGGGGAAUUUACAGAAUAACGGUAAAAAACAGGGGUAUUCUGUUUUGGCUCAAUCAGUGCCUGAUUUUUCUUCUGCAUUAAGGAAAGAGAAUCGGAAACCGUCUGAGAAUCGGAUUCCGAGGUUUGAGAAGAGCGCAACGCCGCCGCCUUUGAUGUCGAAAAGGGAGAAAAUGAUCGGAAGUGGGAGUAAAUUGGGAGGUGUUGGAAGUAAAUCUGUGAAUUCAGGGGAAAAACAGAGUAGUGGGAAGUUGAUGAGUAUGGGAAGAAAGAGUUAUGCUAGUAUUGAUGAAUUGAAGGGUUUGUCAAUUGCUGCUGUUAAUGCUACUAAUGGUGAAAAUAAGGUUGGAAAGAAGAGUGGUAAUACUAGUGUUUUGAGGAAGAGCACUGUUUUUAGUACUAGAUAUUAUUGAUUUUAUGAUUUCAUUUUUUUCAUUAUAUUCUUUGAUUGAUAUUGUUGUUUUGGUUUGA
This is a messenger RNA of Chenopodium quinoa (quinoa), 1804 nucleotides long. RefSeq lists its product as uncharacterized. The transcript is spliced from 2 exons. Lineage: Eukaryota; Viridiplantae; Streptophyta; Magnoliopsida; Caryophyllales; Amaranthaceae. Bases 820 to 1746 code for a protein of 308 amino acids. The record is from RefSeq and is a predicted model, not a curated record.